Molecule: messenger RNA, 1056 nt
Organism: Limulus polyphemus (Atlantic horseshoe crab)
Lineage: Eukaryota; Metazoa; Arthropoda; Merostomata; Xiphosura; Limulidae
Product: zinc finger protein 852-like
Exons: 2
Biological process (GO): regulation of transcription by RNA polymerase II
Molecular function (GO): DNA-binding transcription factor activity; RNA polymerase II cis-regulatory region sequence-specific DNA binding
Source: RefSeq, a predicted model, not a curated record
AUGGCCACCUUAGAAGAUUUUUCAACCAGUGAAACACAAACUUCAUCUACCAAUGAACCUGUUUCUGGCGAGUGGGAUAAGAACAAAAACUUGGGUGGAAAUUCAACAGAGCCUUUCAAAUGUGAAAAAUGUGGCAAACUGUUUAUCUCUUCGAGUUUUCUGAAGUGCCACAAAGAUAUAUAUCACACAGGUAAGAAGGAGGUGAACCAAAAGGAAAGUAAUGAAGUUUUUGGUCAGUUAUUUAAUGAUGAACUUUUGUUAGAAACUAAAAAUUUUACUGGAGAAGACAUCACUGGAGAUGAGGAUGAGAAUCACAUGAAUGAAGAACUUUUGUUGGAAACAAAAAGUUUUACUGAAGAAGACAUCAGUGGAGAUGAAGAUGAGAAUCACAUGAAUGAAGAACCUUUGUUGGAAACAGAAAGCUUUAAUGGAGAAGAUAUCAGUGGAGAUGAGGAUGAGAAUCACAUGAUCUGUAGUAACGAUAAAGAUAAUGUAAAUUGUGAAGUACAUCUUGAAGAACUAAUGGAAGGUCAACCUUUGACCAAUAUUGAUAAUGAGUGUUAUGAAAAUCAGUUUUCUGAGAUAGAUGAGAAUCAGGAGAAAGAUAAAGGACCAAAGGAUUUAGAUGAACAUCCAGCAACUAGUAAUGAAAUGCAUAAAAGUAAAAUUCGUGAAAACGUAUCUGUUUCAGAGAAUCCUUUAGUAACCCAAAAGGAACAAAAUAGUUCUUCAGGUUCUGAUGAGUAUCAUUGUACUUGUUGUAUUUUUACUACUAACAGCUACUUUGAGCUUUUAACUCACUUGGUUAUUCACCAAGAUUGCAAAGGAGGUGCACGGCCCUUCAAAUGCCUGGAGUGUGGGAAAAAUUUCAAAGCAGAAGGCCACCUUCGUCAGCACCAGGAAUCUCAUAUUCAGUAUGAAACAGUAAAGUGUAAUAUUUGUGGCAGUAUGUUUAAAAACAACUCUGGUCUAGCUGUCCAUAUGAGAUCUCAUCUAAAGAAUAUUCCAGCUUCACAAUCACAUGAUAAUGUUAAACUUCUUAGCCACGAAAUAAUU